This is a messenger RNA of Colletotrichum orchidophilum, 1941 nucleotides long. Its product is annotated as cyclohexanone monooxygenase. NCBI's taxonomy places the organism in Eukaryota, Fungi, Ascomycota, Sordariomycetes, Glomerellales, Glomerellaceae. The record is from RefSeq and is a predicted model, not a curated record. The transcript has a single exon. The coding region runs from base 1 to 1941 and encodes 646 amino acids.
AUGGCCGCGCCUCCACAGAUCACAACAGACACCGCGGCCGGGGCCACCACCCUCGACUUCAUGGCCCUCAACAAGAAGUACACAGAAGAGAGGGAGAAGCGCCAGCGGUCUGACGGCAACGCGCAGUAUAUUGAGAUAGAGUCGGACGCGCAGUUCAGCAAACUGGCACAGGACCCAUGGGUCGAUCACGAGAAGCUCAACGCCCAGACACCAAAUCUCAGGGACGGCGACGAGGUCAAAUUCAUCAUCCUAGGUGCAGGCUAUGGAGGCCUGCUCUUUGCCAUCAGGUUCAUUCAGGCCGGCUUCAAGCCCGAUGACAUUCGCCUCGUCGAUGCUGCAGGUGGCUUUGGUGGCACGUGGUACUGGAACCGUUACCCCGGUCUCAUGUGCGACGUCGAGUCGUACACCUACAUGCCGCUGCUUGAGGAGACGGGCUAUGUUCCGAAGCACAGGUAUUCGUACGGAAACGAGUUGCGGGCUCACGCGGACCGGAUGGCCGAAACGUGGGACCUGACGGACAAGGCCGUCUUCCGCUCGCAGAUCAAGAGUUACGAGUGGGACGAGGACGCGAAGCGGUGGAUCGUGGUCAUUGAAGAAGUCCGCGGCCCGAAUGAGUCGCCCAUCACGAUGACGGUCCAAUCGCAAUUCGUUGUUCUCGCCAAUGGUGUUCUGAACCACCCCAAAGCGGCCAAGAAUCUGGAGGCUUUUGAGGGUGACAUGUUCCACACUGCACGAUGGAAUUACAACAUCACUGGCGGAAAUUCGGAGGACCUCGAGAACGUCCAGCUCACUGGCCUUGAGGGGAAACGAGUUGGCAUCAUUGGCACGGGUGCGACUGCCAUUCAACUCGUUCCGCAACUGGCCAAAUGGGCAAAGGAGCUCUAUGUCUUCCAGAGAACGCCGUCAUCCGUGGACGAGAGAGGUCAGAGACCUACGAAUCCAGAGGAAUGGAAGAAGAUUGCCAACUGCCGGGGUUGGCAGAGGCGUCGAAUGGACAACUUCAAUGUCUUUGUUACCGGUGGCGAAGCGGAAGAGAAUUUGGUAGAUGAUGGUUGGACGAGACUGAAGUCCUACAGGGGCCUCAUUGGCGCACCGCACGAGAAUCCUGUUGGGAUAGAGGAGAUUCCUGGUCACAUUGGAAAUCUACUCGCUUUGGAUGCGCCGAGGUCUGAGAGAAUUCGGCGCCGAGUCGAGGAGACUGUAAAGGACAAUUCAGUUGCUGAGGCUCUGAAGCCGUGGUACCCAGUAUGGUGCAAGCGACCGACCUUCCACGAUAACUAUCUUUCGGCUUUCAACCUCCCAAACGUUCACCUUGUUGAUACGAACGGCAAGGGGGUUGACCACGCCACCAAAAACUCACUUGUGGUUGGUGGUACAGACUAUCCGCUCGACGUUAUCGUGCUGAGCACCGGCUACAGGGCGCCUGCAGCAGACAUGGCCGAGCCAUCGGGUAGAUCUAACAUGGCGAUCAAGGGCAGAAACGGUAAAUUCAUGUCGGAGAAGUGGUCGGGCAAGGGCCCGUCCACGCUUCACGGCGUGCUCACCCAUGGAUUCCCAAACUUGUUUUUGAGCGGCCCCCUACAGAUUGGCGCCACGGUCAACUUUGCGUACGUCCAGGACAUUCUCUCUCAGCACUGCGCAUACAUUCUUGCCGAAGCGAGGAAGCGUGCAGGGAACAGCACCAAUAAAGUGGUUAUUGAGAGCACGCCCGAGGGUGAAGAGGCAUACGUAGGCCUCAUCAUGCAGCGUGCGGCCUGGUUCUCCAGCAUGUCUGUCUGUACACCAAGCUACUUGAAUAACGAAGGAGAAAAGGUCUCGCCGGAGGCGCAAAUGAAGUUGGCCAGAGGAGCACCAUUCCCUCUUGGAAUACAUGCCUAUGUGAGAUUCCUGGAAGAUUGGCGGGCCAGUGGCUUGAUGGAUGGGAUCAAUAUUACUGCAUAG